GGAGUUCGCCGUCACACCCGCAAGCUCAACAGUCUUCAGGCGUACAGCUGAUCGUGAAAGACCAAACUGAAACGAGCGCAUCCGGGACGACCUUUUUCAAGAUUUCUGGUCAUCAUGAACAACAAGUGACAAAGGGUCAAUCAAGGGAUUGCGCAAAUUUUCCGCGAGUGCAUUAUAUCGAAAUAUUCGCCGGAAUGUCAUUGAGAUAGCGAGACAAAGCUCCUUCUCUUUGCCUCUCUGUCUCUGUCUGAAGAAUCGAACGGUCCAUUCCCAUCGCGCACCCCCUUUUCCCUUCUUGUCCCACUUUUACCGCAAAAGAUCAAAAGAUCUGAGCUUGCAAUCCGAACGUACGUCCGCUCCGAUAAUUCGAUGAUUUACGAUUUCAAAGAUCAAAGGAUCUAAAAAUAUCCGCUUCAGUUAAAAUAUUCAUAGAAAUUAAAUAUCUAAAAAUACAUAUUUUUUCACAAGAAAGAUUUUAAAUGUACAAAGCUUUCUAAGCAUUCGCACCUAAAAAAAAUGCGACCAAAUAAUUCAAGAACCCUCGUAAACUCUUCAAUAAAUCGUGAAAUCUUGUAAUCGCCGAUCAAUGUUGGUGAAAAUCGAAGUAUCGACACACAAGAGCUACAGAUUGGAAGCUCUUGCCAUCGCCGAGACGUUCGAUUACGAGAAAUCCUUACAAUGGCCAGCGAAAAGAAAUCAGGACGAUACAGGACAUCAUUACCAGCUCCGGGUCGUUCCGAAGUAAAUCUCUGCUCGGUGACGCUGCAGCUGGGCAAGGACAUCAGUAAGACCAGCAUGCCAGUCAUCUUUAAUGAACCCCUUUCAUUCCUGCAACGCGUCGCUGAGUAUAUGGAAUAUGCCAAAUUGCUCAAGCGAGCAUCCCAGGAGCAGUCGCCAAUCUCUAGGCUUCAGUACGUCGCGGCUUUUGCUGUGAGUGCUCUCGCUUCGAACUGGGAACGCUUUGGAAAACCUUUUAAUCCGAUCUUAGGCGAAACGUACGAGCUGCAACGCGAGGAUUUCCGAAUAAUAUGUGAGCAGGUUUCGCAUCAUCCUCCGGUGUCCGCGUUUUAUGCCGAUAGUGAGGAUUUUAUUUUUCACGGCAGCAUCCACCCCAAAUUGAAAUUCUGGGGAAAAUCAUUGGAGGUGCAUCCGAAAGGAAUUGUUACAGUCGAACUACCCAAGUGGAAAGAAGCUUACACUUGGCAAAAUGUCAAUUGUAUUCUUCACAAUGUUCUGGUGGGACAAUUGUGGAUGGAACAAUCGGGCCCUCUGGAAAUCAGACAGCACGGAGGAGACAAUUUGAAAGCUAAACUUUGUUUUGUCAAAAGCACCCUGAACGGUAAGGACAUUCAUCGCGUCGAAGGCUUCAUAACGGAUCAGGAAAAAAGGAAGUUACUCUUUCUUUACGGCAAAUGGAUCGAAAUUUUACGAUCCUGUGAGCCCUCUUUAUACGAGGAAACGCUGGAAAAGAUUAAAAUGGAGGCCAAAAGCCCGCAGGGUAGUCCAGGACAUAAAAAGGUCCUGGCAAAACUCCACAGCCUGAAGGUCGGAGCUUUCAAGCCCCUGCAUCAGGAUGCGAUAGACGAGUCUUUGAGCACGGUUGUCGAUGACAUCCCGAUUGUGGACGAGAUUCCAGGAUCUAUCACAUUGUGGGAAGUCACACCGAGACCCAGCAACAGUUCGGAUUAUUAUCAGUUUACAACAUUUGCCAUGUCAUUAAACGAACUGGAACCCAAUAUGAAAGAGACUCUGUGCCCGACCGACUCCAGAUUAAGGCCGGAUAUUCGCAAGCUGGAAAACGGCGAUCAGGAUGGUGCCGCGUCUGAGAAAGCUAGACUCGAGGAAAAACAGAGGGAGUCACGCAAAGCGCGCAAACAGAAGAAAGGACACGAAUAUGUUCCCAAAUGGUUUCAAUCCGGCACGAAUCCUUACACGGGUCAGGAAGAUUGGAUAUAUCGGGGCGGAUAUUGGGACCGUAAUUACACCGAUAUCGAGGACAUCUUUUAAGGAAGAGAGUUCUUCAGCUUAAAUUAACGCCCGGGAGAGAACCGAUAAUCGGGCGCCUCGUUAGUGCAAAAUUAUAAAUAAAUUGCCUAAGAGAGCGGGCGCGUAGAUCGAUAAUAGACGCCUUUAGAAAUCGAUGUCCCUGUGUAAAGUAAUUAAAAGCGAAUCUCGCGAAUCUUGGAGCGCGACGAAAAUUGGAACUUGACGAGUCAUCGGCGAGUACCUUCCCGUGCUCUUCGGCGAAUCGAAGAUACAAUCGAAUGUUGGAAAAUCGAUUUAUAAAAUUCAACAUUCAUAGACUUUGAAUGUUCGAUUAUAUUUUCGGUUCACCUCUUCCCGCAAACUUAUCCGACACUAUUUUUAUAAAAAGCCAAAUCGAAUUAUCAGAAAGAGACAAUUCUUUUUUUCGCAGCCUGCUUGAAGAAAUCCGCUUGAAACGACAGAAACUGAUUUGAAAUCUAUAUAAAAUGUCUCUAAAAUAGAGCGAAUCGUUUCAGGGACAUUCUGUGUAAUUUCGUCGUGAACUAUCGUUUCAUUAUCGGUCAGUCAAAUGAAUAAAUAUUUAUGCAAACGCUUUUCUAUAUAAAUUUUCGACUUGUCAAUUCAAUCAACAAAUUACGUUUCAAUAUUUUAAUACGUGAAAAUCUUAGUUCUCUAUUUAAAAAUAUUCUUGUAUAUUUAUAUAAAUAUAAAAAUUAUAUACGUAAUAGAGAUAUAAAUUAUCCUAUUCUAUCGUUUGUAAGAAUGCAGUCUAAAAUUUAGAACGACAAACGAGUGCCAUUUCUUAUCAAUCUACGUGCAAACAAAUCAGGAAAAGAGAAAACUUAGCGAAAGUAUCAGAUGAGAAAUCUAAUAUUGCAAAUACAAAAAGAGAGCACGAUUCGAUCGUAUCAUUUUUUUUUUUCAUGUGAUUCUCUUGGACUCUUUGAGCAGGAAUCUCAUAGACUCUUUCGUGUAAAUAUACAUAGCGACUAUAUAAUAUAUCUGUAAAGUCAAGAUAAACCGAACGAUUUUUCGAGAUUAACUUCUCACAUCGAUCGAGCAAUAAUUAUUUAAACUUUGUGCUUUCGAUUUAAGAUCUCGAGAAGAAGAAAAAAUCGCGCACAAAUUUCGCGCAUUCGACAGCGAGUCGAAAACAAAUAGAUUUCAGAAUCCACGAAUUUAACAAACCUGGAUCUAUUUGGAUCCGAAAAAACGCGACAUUUCUCAAAGAUCUCAAGCAAAAAAGCUAAAAUCCAUGGAUUUAUUAAUAUUAUUAAAAGAUAUAACUCGUGGCAACUAUAGCAACGAGUCGAUGCGACUUCAUGUGCAUUCGUGCGUAUCGAAAAGUAACGGUUCGUCAAAAGUGAUCUUACCUUUCAAUUUUCGAUAUAUAUAUAUAUAUAUAUAUAUAUAUAUAUAUAUAUAUAUAUAUAUCGUGUACAUCAAAUAAAUCUAAAUUUAUAAUCUGUCGUAUCAACUUGUAACUAUCGUCAUUCCACGCGUGACGUUUCUUAAUAAUUACAAUACCGAGAUAAGAAUAUCUUUAAUGCAAAAAAAAAAAAAAAUACACACUGCUCUAGAGGAUACAAAAAAGAUUCAAUACAUACCAAAUAUCCUGCGUUUCUUCCAGAUCAAGUAGAUGUAUCUUUUGCGCGAUAUAUAGAUGCCUCUUAGAAUAAAAAUUCAGAUAAAUAUGUUGUGCGUAUCAUGCGCGUAUUGUGUGAUAAGCUUAAUUUAGGAAGGACGACAAUAAUUUGGGGUUCUUCAAGAGCCAAAUAUGUUUCAAGUCACUGAAAAAUACAUCUGAAUUUCGAACCACUGCUACAAUAACGAUUUACUAUAAUUGAUCGAUUUUAUAAUUUUUUUUGAAAGUAUAACAAUCAAUAAAGCUUGCAUCUCGAGAAACGAAGAUAAAAAACGAGUUAAAUGAUAAGAUUCUUUUUUCGUGAAAAUAUUUAUCUUUCGAUUAGAAGACUUAGUGGAUUGUAAUUAUAAUAUUUUUGAAAUUUAGCUUGAUUUUGAGGAAUUUAAAUCUUCGAAUUAUGUCUAUGAAACUGAUUACGUAUAUUGCUGUAAACAAGUCCUUCAUUUAUUGCGAUCGCGAUAAUUCUUGGUUAUUAAAUAAAAUUGAGUAUACGCAUGCAUCGUUUCAUCCAGGCGAAUGAUUUACGAUAAAUAAUACACGUAUAUGCACAUAUAAGAGUACAUAUCUACAUCCGAUAGGAUUUCUACGCUUCCAUAAGAGAAUGACGGAUUAUUUGUAUCGAUAAUGAUCGCCUAUGGUGAUAAUAUCCGUGAGUCGCCUCUGAAAAUCUUAUUAUCGUUAACAAUUGCGCACGUAAUUUGUAGGAACUCGUUAUAUUUGCGUUGCAUAGUUUACGUCAUGUGUAACUGUACAUAGACAAUAGCCACGUUAGAAAUAAAUGUUGUUACAAAAGA
Cataglyphis hispanica is the source of this 4425-nucleotide messenger RNA. Its product is annotated as oxysterol-binding protein-related protein 2. The record is from RefSeq and is a predicted model, not a curated record. The coding region runs from base 679 to 2007 and encodes 442 amino acids. Gene Ontology annotation, molecular function: sterol binding. Gene Ontology annotation, cellular component: cytosol; intracellular membrane-bounded organelle; membrane. The transcript has 9 exons. Lineage: Eukaryota; Metazoa; Arthropoda; Insecta; Hymenoptera; Formicidae.